Humulus lupulus (European hop) is the source of this 1431-nucleotide messenger RNA. Its product is annotated as GDSL esterase/lipase 6. Bases 98 to 1288 code for a protein of 396 amino acids. The transcript is spliced from 4 exons. Gene Ontology annotation, molecular function: hydrolase activity, acting on ester bonds. The record is from RefSeq and is a predicted model, not a curated record. NCBI's taxonomy places the organism in Eukaryota, Viridiplantae, Streptophyta, Magnoliopsida, Rosales, Cannabaceae.
UAUUAAUAUAUUUGUGGUCUCUUCUCCAAUACCACCACCACUACUCCUAGUUUCCGAUUCCCAUAUAUAUACACAAAACCUGAAUUCAUUAAGCUAAAUGGAUCAGAAGAAGCUGUGUAAUAGCUCCUUUGUACCAUCACUGCCACUUCUUGUUCUUCUUCUUCUUCUUUGUAUAUUGAUGACGAAUAAUCCGUCGUCGUUUGGUUUAGCUUCUAAAUCCAAUAACAACAACAACAACAACAAUAAUAAUAAUAGUGAUCUUCUUGCAAGCACGAUGUUCAGCUUCGGAGAUUCCAUUUUGGACGCCGGAAACAACCACUUCAACCAGAACUGCUCCGCUCAGGCGGAUUUCCCUCCUUACGGCUCCACUUUCUUCCAUCGCCCCACCGGCAGAUUCACCAAUGGCAGAACAGUUAUCGAUUUCAUUUCGGAAUAUAUUGGCAUCGAUUUCCAGAAACCAUUCCUUGAGGCACAGAUGGCGGUUUCCAAUGGGAGUUGGAAGGCUUAUCCCUCCAACGGCAUCAACUUUGCCAGCGCUGGCAGUGGUGUUUUGGAGGACACUAACAAGUACUUUGGAGUCACCCCACUCCAAGUUCAACUACAGCAAUUCAAAACGUUAUUGAGACAAAACCACACAGACGAAAAGAGCAUAAAAAAAUCCUUGUUCUUCAUGGAGUCAGGGUCUAACGACAUCUACGGCUACUUCCUCUCAAUCGACAACUCAUCACAGAAGCCAGAAGUGUACGUCCAAGCCAUGCUGACUGAGGUUAGUAAGUUCGUCGAAGAGCUUUACAAGCUCGGGGCUCGCCGGAUCGGACUGUUUUCGCUGGGGCCGGUCGGAUGUGUGCCGGCCCGAGUCCUCAUAGGUGGCCCCGCCCACAAAUGUUAUGGCAAGAUGAACAAAAUGGUGAAGGACUACAACAAAGGCUUGGAAAGUUUGGUCAAAGACAUCCCUGUCAAGUACUCAGGCAUGGUUGCUAUUUAUGGCUCAGUUUAUGAUGUCGUUCAGAGAUUUCGUACUGCUCCAUCGCGUUAUGGUUUUACAAAUGUGUCGGAAGCAUGUUGCGGCGGCGGAGUUCUAAGAGGGGAGGUUCAAUGUGGGAGAGAGGGAUACAAGAUGUGUGGAAAGGCAGAUGAGUAUUUGUUCUGGGAUUACUUCCAUCCAACUCAACACGCCUACAAAAUCAUCUCCAAGGCCUUAUGGACAGGCUCCACCGCCCGAAUCAGACCCGUCAAUAUUAAAACUCUAGCCUACAUGACCCUCUCUGCUCCACCUUCAAUUAAUUGAUAUAUAUAUAUAUAUGCAUGGUUAGCUACGGUAUAUAUUUUCAAAAUAAAAAAUCACAAACUCAAGCGUUACUCCUGUUUCCAUUCUCAGCAAAUUUUUCUUCUUUAAUUUGUUAUUUGAAAAAAAAAAAAAAAAAAAAAAAA